This is a messenger RNA of Paramecium octaurelia, 901 nucleotides long. Lineage: Eukaryota; Ciliophora; Oligohymenophorea; Peniculida; Parameciidae. The record is from the annotation of a GenBank genome assembly.
AUGAUGAAACUCUUACUGUUGAUGACAUCAAUUAUGAAUAGUUAUUGCUUUAAUCCUAAUGACUACGUAACAAUACCAUUCCUAAGAUUCCCAGAUUCUUUGAGUUAUAACGUUUUAGAGAUAAAUUCAAUUUUUGAAUAUUUGAUAGCAUCUGUGUACAUAGGGUAAAUUGAUAACCUGAUACAGAUUAUUCUAUUAUUCCAUGUACUUUUGUAUUAGUCAAAUUUUGGUUUGGAGUCAUCCAGCCCCAAAGACUCCAGAUAGAAUAGCAUAGACAAAGGAAGAAAUGAGGAGGGGAGUUAAAGCUCUGUUCUAUGUAAUUUUAUUAACAACAGGAAUAAUAUGGAAGAUACAACCUUUGAAUCCUUAUUAUGGGUAUUACGAGACACAUGAAUUUGGAUUUAAGGAAUUCUUUGUUUCAUUAAUCAUGUAAUAUAAUAUUAUUUAUGAAUUAAGAUAUAUGGUGACAUUUGAUGUGUGGUUUUAUACUUCACAUAUAAUUGGACAUAUGCCAUUUUUUUGGAAACAUUUUCAUGGAGAACAUCAUGAAUUUGUUGAACCCGGAGCCUAUGCUUAAGAUGCUGUACAUCCAGUAGAAGCAUUGAUUUAAGGGCCUAUUGGACAUUUCCUACCAACAUUUAUCUAUCCAUUCCAUCCAGUGUGUCAUCAUAUCUUUGGGUUAUUAACAUCAGUAUAUGCUCAAUUUGCGCAUGAUGGAAGAUGGGACCCAGCUGGACAUACCUUACAUCAUUAUUACUAUUCAUGCAAUUUCAGCAUUUGGGGAUUAUGCGAUUUUAUUUUUGGAACUGGAUACAACUAAUAAAAGUAUCCAAUUCCUUACAUCCCAACUUGGCUUAGAAGCAAAGUCAACAGUAAGAAUCAAGAUAAAAAAAUAAUGUGA